Messenger RNA from Trypanosoma grayi, 1671 nucleotides. Its product is annotated as UDP-glucoronosyl and UDP-glucosyl transferase. The coding region runs from base 1 to 1671 and encodes 556 amino acids. The record is from RefSeq and is a predicted model, not a curated record. Gene Ontology annotation, molecular function: UDP-glycosyltransferase activity. The transcript has a single exon. NCBI's taxonomy places the organism in Eukaryota, Euglenozoa, Kinetoplastea, Trypanosomatida, Trypanosomatidae.
AUGCGCUGGUGGUGUUUAUUGGUGCUGGCUGUUGUGUUGUGCGGUUCUUCCGCCGCAGCGGCGGAGGGGCUUGCGUUGGGAGCGUGGGCGCCCGGCACGCCACCGUUGCAUGUGGGGAUCAUCUGCAUUCCCCUCCACGGCCACUUCAAGCCGCUGCAGGUGAUUGGGGAGGAGUUCGCGAGGCGGGGCCACCAUGUCACGUAUUUCAUCGAAAAUCCCAAUUGGUGUGAGAUGGUGCGUCAGGCGGGAGGGGCGGUGGACUGCGUCGCGCUCCCCUCACAUGGUGUGUUCAGCGCCUCUUUCUUUGCGAAGAUUAGUCGCAUGGAGACGAUUCUGCCCGCCUUCGAAGAUAUCUUCAACGAGUCGGUCCGCCAUCAUGAGGUACACCUCGACGACUACCUUCGUGCAGCCAAGGAGGUGCACGCCAGACACCCGCUGAGCAUGGUGCUAGGUGAUGUGUCGACCUUCGCCGGCGGCUCUGUGGCGGCGGCGCUGCGCAUCCCACUCGUCCUGCUAUUUCCCCUCACGACAAUGUUACCUUUGGGCGUCUCCAGCCAUCUGCCCAUGAUGGGAACCGGCUGGCCAGCACGAAUGGACACCUGGAGGCGACUGAUGAACUAUGUUUUGAAGAGUGCAGUCGUGGCGUUUCCACAGUCACUGGAGCGCCUGAACGCUGGGCGGGCCCGUCACGGCAUUCCACCUCUCCACAAUGGCUAUGAAUUAGGAGGUUGGUACGACACCGUUUUGGCCCCCACGGUGUGGGGUUUCGAUAUCCCACAUGAGCUCUGUCCAAACUUUCACCCUCUGGGGUUGUUAAACUUCCCUGAGGAUCGCACACCCCCUCUUGAAGCUGACCUUGCCGAAUUUCUUGACGACCAGUGCAAAGCACAUGGCGCCGUCUACGUUAAUUUCGGCACGCUGGCUGUUCCGCAGCGUAGCCACCUUGAUCAUGUAGCCAAGGCCCUUGAACAGCUUCCGUUUUGUGUCGUCUGGAAGCUCAAGGAGGAGCAGAAGAACUUCGUUAUGCAAAAGUAUUUCGGGGGGAGUGCAAAGAGGACGUACAUCCGUCCCUAUUUCAAUUCCCCUUUCAAAAUCAUGCGCCACACGCGUGUGGUGGCGUUCGUUUCGCACUGCGGCGAUGCCUCCGUUCAUGAGGCGCUAGAGGCCCAAUUGCCCAUUGUUGGUAUUCCUUUUUUAGCAGACCAGGCUGAUGUUUGCCAGCGCGUGGAGGAGGCGGGUAUUGGAAAAUACAUUGGGCGCAAGAGCCACUUUACAUCCGAUGAUUUGUCAGGAGCAAUACGGCUCGUCACACAGGCAUCGCGCCGGAAGCAGUUACUCGGCAACAUGGCGCGACUUCUCCAAGUCUCCAAGUUUCNAUACGGCUCGUCACACAGGCAUCGCGCCGGAAGCAGUUACUCGGCAACAUGGCGCGACUUCUCCAAGUCUCCAAGUUUCUCGGAGGUGCAAAGAGGGCCGUUGACAUCCUACAAGAUCGGUGGUACAAUCACCUCCUCGGCAGGAACACAUCCCUUGAGAAUUGCGUCAUUUUUAACGACGGGCUGGAGUCCGAGCUGCACCCGCUGCGCGCAGGGCAGUUUGACAUUUUUGCGCUGUGGUUUCUCGCCGCGCUGGUGUUGUGGUUGCUUGCCUUCGCCUCUGCAGAGAAGCUGA